Messenger RNA from Salmo salar (Atlantic salmon), 6490 nucleotides. The record is from RefSeq and is a predicted model, not a curated record. NCBI's taxonomy places the organism in Eukaryota, Metazoa, Chordata, Actinopteri, Salmoniformes, Salmonidae.
CAUCCAUCCAUCCAUCCCGACUUUCGUUUUUGCCUUAACUAACCAUCUGUCUUAUAUAACCAUACGAGUUUCUCGGAUUUAAAUACAGAAUAAUAUGAAAUGCUCUGAGACCAGGGUGAAACGAUGCAUGGCCAUCAUAUUUCUAAUGUUUAUCAUAGAAAGAAUGUAGCUCCAUUUCCUAAUUUUUUGUUUAAAGUUAAUCUGUCAUUUUACCGGAGAGAAGUAGGCUGGCUACAUUGAGAAAAGCACAGGAGAAAAGUAGCUACACAUUAGUCAGAGCACUGUCUGCUGAUAGAAUAUUUGUGUUUUUCUCUUUUUUUCUUUUCUUGAAAAACACUGAAUUCUGCGUUAAUGCGACCCCUAAGUUUAACUUGCUAGUUAUCUAAGUGGCUCAGUUAAUGACGGGGCAUCAUAUUGUGUUAGCUUUCUGCCAUGUUUGAAAAGUCAAAGCCCUUUGGAUGAGUUAUCUGUACAGUUGCCACUGCUAUCUUCAUUUUCUGUUUUUUUUUCUCUUCUCCAUACUCUGCCUGUUUGCUACUCCCCCAUGUUCUCUGAGCAGGCCCGUUUGCCCUAGCGACUUCACACAGACACAGCCUAUCUUCCUCUGGGUCUCAUACUGAUCCGCCAAAAAGCGCUGGUUGGCCAGAUGCCAGGUGACCACAAAGUCUACAAGAUCACCAAGAUAGCUGUCAUUCCUCUGUCUGAGGAAGAGCCACUGGAUCUGGAGCUGGAGCUUUGUAAGAAGCAUCACUUUGGGAUCGACAAACCAGAGAAGCUUGCACCGUCUCCAGAUGAGUCGAAGUACCUGAUGAAAACUCUGAGUCAGAUCAAGUCCAAUGUUGGGGCUCCCACUAAGAAAAAGUAUUCCCCUGCCUUUCAGGUCAAGGAAAACAAAGAGAAGGAACGUCUCGAGAGGCGGCUGCUCGACGAGCUGUACAAGAUAUUCAUGGACUCCGAUUCCUUCUACUACAGCAUGACUUAUGACCUCACCAACACUGUGCAGCGGCAGGGAGACACAGAAAAGUCCAACUUACCCCAAUGGAAACAGGUGGAUGACAGAUUCUUCUGGAACAAACACAUGGUCCAGGAGCUAAUUGAUCAGCAGGUUCCAGAGGUGGACUUCUGGGUGACACCCAUCAUUCAGGGCUUUGUGCAGGUGCAGGAGCUGGUAGUGAAUUACAACGAGAGCCCAGAGGAGGAGAAGAGCAGCCCCGAUACGCCGCUCCAGGAGCACACCUGCGUGGACGACAUCCACCCGCGCUUCACCGUGGCCCUCAUCUCCCGCCGCAGUCGCCACCGUGCAGGGAUGCGGUACAAACGCAGAGGGGUAGACACAGAUGGACACGUGGCUAACUUUGUGGAGACAGAGCAGCUGAUACACGUGCACAACCACUCACUGUCCUUUGUGCAGAGCCGCGGUUCGGUGCCUGUCUUCUGGAGCCAAGCAGGCUACCGCUACAACCCCAGGCCUCGGCUGGAGAAAGGAGAAAAGGAGACCAUUCCUUACUUUGCUGCUCACUUUGACGAACAGCUCAACCUUUACAAGAAGCAGGUCAUCAUAAACUUAGUGGACCAAAGUGGGCGUGAGAAGAUUAUUGGCGACGCAUAUCUCAAACAAGUCCUUCUGUACAACAAUCCUAACCUUACAUAUGUCUCUUUUGACUUCCAUGAGCACUGUCGAGGUAUGAAGUUUGAGAAUGUGCAAACGCUGACAGAUGCCAUCUCUGAUAUUAUCGCAGACAUGAGAUGGGGCUGGGUGGACCAGGCAGGAGUCAUCUGCCAUCAGGAGGGCAUUUUCCGGGUCAACUGCAUGGACUGUCUGGACAGGACCAAUGUAGUCCAGGCUGCCAUAGCUCGUGCAGUAAUGGAGGCACAGUUGAAGAAACUGGGUGUGAUGCCCCCUGAGCAGCCUCUGCCCCUCAAGUGCUACAGGAUCUACCAGGUCAUGUGGGCCAACAACGGCGACACCAUCAGCAGACAGUACGCCGGCACAGCCGCCCUCAAGGGAGACUUCACCAGAACGGGGGAGAGAAAACUGGCCGGGGUGAUGAAAGAUGGCGUGAACUCAGCCAACCGCUACUAUCUGAACCGCUUCAGGGACGCAUACAGACAAGCAGUCAUUGACCUGAUGAUGGGCCAUCCUGUGACAGAGGACCUGUACUCCAUCUUCAGUAAGGAGAAGGAGCAUGAGGAGAAGGAGCAGGAGAGCCAGAGAGUAACCCAGGAGCAGGUCAGCCUCCUGCUACAGACUUACAUGCAGCUACUGCUGCCCGACGACGAGAAGUUCCAUGGUGGCUGGGCCCUCAUCGACUGUGACAUGAGCCUUAUUGAUGCAACCAGCAAAGAUGUGGAUGUUCUCCUGCUGUUAUCCAACAGUGCAUAUUACAUUGCAUACUAUGAUGAGGAAGCUGACAAAGUCAAUCAGUACCAGCGCCUCAACUUGGAGGGUUUGGAAAAGAUCGAAAUAGGCCCAGAACCUACUCUGUUCGGGAAGCCCAAAUUCUGCUGUAUGCGUCUACACUACAAGAAUGAGGAGACGAGUGGGUAUUUUCACACACUGAGGGCUGUCACAAGGAAUCCUGAGGAUGACGGUAAAGACACGUUACAGUGCAUAGCUGAGAUGCUUUGCAUAACAAAGCAAGCCAUGGGACUUGACAUGCAGGUGAUUGAAAAGAAACUGGAGAGAAGGCACAGUAAACCUCAUGAGGACAUCAUGGGCAGACACCCGGACCAGGUCCUUGGCAGCUCUGGUCUGGCUCAGGGAAAGAGCUUCCUCCUCAACAAGUUCUCCUCUCUCAACCAGAGGGUGAAGAAGUCCAAUGUCAACAUGGGUUCCUUCAAGGGGAGGCUGGGCAACACCUUCUCCACUAAGCCCGAUGUGAACUUCCUGAAGCCCACCAUUGGGAUCACCCUCUGGAAGUCUGACAGCAGCUUGGAGACCUCCGAGGGAGCAAACACCGGCCCAGCUCUGAAGGACCUCUGUGACAACCACUCAGAGAUGUCAUCCGACUCAGAUUCGUACAACUCGGAUGAACACCUGCGCUCCGGCUCCCUGGAGAACGUGGACUACGUGCUGCCCAGCUGCGGCAUCGUGGCAUCAGCUCCGCGGCUAGGCAGCGUGGAGCUUAACAUCAGAGUCACUGGCUGUGACAGUAAGCAGGGGGCUCCGGCUCUAGCCGGUCCUGAAGACCAGUCUCCCGAUGCUACCUCAGAGGGUGAGGAGGCCAUCCUGAUAGACUUUGGAACGCCCAUUGAUGCCUAUUGCCACCAAUUCAUCCAAGAUGCGCAGAUCAAACCUGUGGAGGUAUUUGGGGAGCAGAUGACUGGUGGCGUCCCCACACAGAACCCAAAUGUCCCUUCACAUGCUAAAGGUCCCCUGGCCCCAGAUGAGCACCCAGGUUCAGAUCAGAAGGUGCAGGCGAAGGAGCUACAGCUCCCUCCCAGGCCAUCCCAGCUAGAUGUUACCUCCAGACCCAAUCUCCUGACUGCCCAGAAGCUCAGCUCGGCAGCUUCUGGCAGCUCCCAGAGGAGCCUGGGCUCUCACAUGGAGGGCAGUCUGGGCUCCUUGCCCACCAACGGCAACGGCAGCCGAGUGGUCUCCCCCUUUGCCAAGAUCAAGAGCUCCAUGGUGCAGGUGGCCAGCCUGACCCAGGCCGGACUUACCCAAGGCAUCAACUUUGCCGUGGCAAAGGUGCAGAAAAGCCCAGAGCCAGAAAUGGCCGGUCUCAAUGAGACACAAGAGAAUGAGCUGAAGGCAAUGUUUACACAGUGCCAGACGAGGAUCAUACAGAUCUAGCACUUCUAAAGUUGUAGCCUCUAAGCAGGUUUUUGUACAGUUAGUAGUGUAGUAUGUGACUUCCAGUACAGUAGCUAGCAUAAGCUUGCACAAGGGGCCCACACUGACUUGACUAAGAACCCUGCUCUUCAAUUCCCCUUGUAGUUGACCUGACCAUGUUUACAGCCAGUGUUGUGUAGUAUAUAAUACCCCAGCUCAAUACACGGCGUACUUAAUCCUAAUACAAUUCCUUUCCGAAGCACUACCGCAAAGCGUUAUAUUCUGUCAAUAUGAACUAAUUUAUUUUAGUCCGUAGCCUAAAGAAAAUGAUUUCAUGAAAAGCAGCAAACAGACAACAUUGUUUCACAAGACUAAAACAGAAAAAAGGCCAUAGCUACACCUCGCUUGAGUUUCCCACCCAAAUACAGGGAAACUACAUAUUUCAAUGUGUUGAGUGCACAAGUGGGUCUGUACUCUGUACGCAGCGUAGUACCUUCGUUGACGUGUUUCGCUCGACGAAAAGACGGAAGCAUUCCUUUCAAUUGAUUUCCCGGCUACAUUUGCAUGUCAGGCUAUUGUUAAUAACUGAAUUAGAUAAGGUAGGCAAUAUCCAGUGCAUGUUGAGAGAUGAGCUCUGAAUUGAUUACUUUUGUGAUUCCAUAGGUGCAGUGCACCUAUUGGCAUUUGUGAUAUAGGCCUAGUUCAUAGCUCUGUUUCAAAAACAUUGGUAGAAAUGUCUGACCAAAGGGCAGCUCAAUGUUAGAUAUUAGACCUACCCUAGGCUAGUAAGAAAACAAACAUACAACCCCUAGAUAAAUGGGGGAUCAGUAGCUCGGUUUCCAUCCAAUUGGUGACAGAUUUUUAUGCGAAUAUUCAAAAAUCUGCAUAAAAACAAUACUCAUUUUCCCACCAGAGAUGUUUCCAUCAAAUUGACUUGUUGUGGAUAAAAAGCUGUGCAUGAUAACGUGGUGCACAUAAAUUACUUUUGCGGUUAAAUUCCUAUGUUCCGGGGGGAAAAAAUACAAGUAAAUAGGUUUCUAUCGCAUUUAACUCUGUUUUGUCACAAAACAAAUUGUUAUACAGUGGGGUCAGAAAUGAUUGACAACUUUAAUAAAGAUGAGCAAUGACUGUAUGAAAUAAUUAAAAUACUGAGCUAUAUUGUAUGCUCAAAACAAAUUGGGAAAUUAUAUUUUAUACAAUUGCUCAGAAAAUAGAUUUUGUUUAACAAGUAAUAUAAAAAAAAAUCUAAAGAAGGUGGGGUUCAAAAUUGACUCCACUAAAGAUUCUUAUAAAUAAAGUAGUCAAGUUUAGUAUUUGGUCCCAUAUUAUUAACGGUAAAUAAUGUAUUGUUAUUUUGGAGUCACUUUUGUAAAUAAGAAUAGAAUGUUUCUAAACACCACUUCUUGAUACCAUGAUUACAGAUAAUCCUGAAAUGAAUCUUGAGUGAGUGAGAAAGUUUGACCUUCUAAGAUCAUACCCCUCAACAAGUUUGAGUCACAAGCUUGAUGUAGUCAUUGCGUGCUAGGAAUAUGGGACCAAAUACAACACUUUUGACUAUAUCUUUAUGGGUGACAAUUUUGACUCUUAACUUGGAGAUUUUUUUUUAUGACUUGUUAAACAAAAUCUCGUUCUCUGAGAAAUUGUAUUAGUAUAAAAUGAUUUUCCCCAUAAAAAUAUAAAAUAAUAAUUGCAUUCAAUAUAGCUCAGUAUUUGAAUUAUACAGUCAUUAUUGCUCAUCUUUAUCAAGGGUGUCAAUAAUUUCAGACCCCACUGUAAUUUAUGUGCCCACACUGGUCUUUGCACGUGCUCUCUAGCCAAAAGCUUGCAGAUAGAGUGCGGGUAGUCUACCUACAUGAUGAAUUUCCAAUUAUGGACAAAAGAGGAAGAUUAUUUUUAUUUGUCAAACGGCAACCAAGCAUCGAUCAUCACGUCACCAGAAUAAGACUCUCUAUUUAUUGGAAAGGAGCAUCAAAAGCUCACCACCGUGCACUUUCUCCACCCUCAUAACUUAUUCCAUAUGUAGCAUAAUACACUCCAUGCUUUUCCGAGUCGUAGUGGGUGGACCACACAUGUCAUUGUGUGACUCCAAGUUCGAUAUGAUGGUUAUUAUAUCAAUAUUUGCGUAUAAUUACAUUUUACUGACACAAAAAGAUCCCACCUUGUCUAGCGGAUUCUGUCGUGAAUUAUUUUAUCCCACAUGUACUUUACUCGCAUAAAAAAGUUAGAUGGAAACCUGGUUACUGUUGUCGAGUUUAUUCCCCAUCAAUAUAGGACAUUUACCAAUGUACAAGAACUCCGGUAAGAGUAUACUGUUUGAUAUGUAAGUAUUGUACUGUAUGUAUAUCUGUUCCCUAAGUUAUAACCUUUUCAUUGACCAACAUAUAUUUCUGGACCUAUAACUAUAUCUCCGUACACUUUGGCUUUUGAUCAUGUUGAUGCUAGAGUUAGAUGCACUGCUGCUGAACAUUUUUCCGAAGGGGUUUGAGCAUUUUUCUUUGAGAAUAUUCACUAUUAACUGACAGCUUACCAAAAUCAUUUGAGAUUCUGUAAGCAUUGGUGGAUUGAUAGGAUUUUCAUACAAAUGGUUGUACCUAAUGUCUGCAUUAGGUCUAUGUAGCCCUAAGUCCGUCACGUUUGACAAAUACUGUACAGUAGCAUAUAGAAUAUAUGCAAUGUGGUCCGUCCAAAGCUUAUUAAAAACACACUUCAAUGCUU